AUUUCUUUUUCCCUUUCUUCCUACUUCCGCACUUUUCUUUAACAUAGAAGUUAUUUAAACAUGUCGGCCCCUAUUGCUCCUGCCAACCUUCACUCUGAAAAGAUUGAAUCCUCCAAUUCUCAAGCUGAGAACUUCAAGAUUAAGGCUGGUUUAGCCCAAAUGUUGAAGGGUGGUGUUAUUAUGGACGUCAUCAAUGCUGAACAAGCCAGAAUUGCCGAAGAAGCUGGUGCCUGUGCUGUCAUGGCUUUGGAACGUGUCCCUGCCGAUAUCCGUAAGAAUGGUGGUGUUGCUCGUAUGUCUGACCCCAAGAUGAUCAAGGAAAUUAUUGAAGCUGUCACUAUCCCUGUCAUGGCCAAGGUCCGUAUUGGUCACUUUGUUGAAGCUCAAAUCAUCGAGUCUAUCGGUGUCGAUUAUAUUGAUGAAUCCGAAGUUUUAACCCCUGCCGAUGAGGCCAACCACAUCAACAAGCACAACUUCAAGGUUCCUUACGUUUGUGGUGCCAAGAACCUCGGUGAAGCCCUUCGUCGUAUCAAUGAAGGUGCUGCUAUGAUCCGUACCAAGGGUGAAGCUGGUACCGGUAACGUUGUUGAAGCUGUUCGUCAUAUGCGUACUGUCUCUGCCGAAAUCCGUCGCGCUUCUGCUAUGACAGACGAAGAGCUUUACGCUUAUGCUAAGGACAUUCAAGCACCUUACCAUUUACUUAAGGAAACCGCUAAGUUAGGUCGUCUUCCUGUUGUCAACUUUGCUGCUGGUGGUGUUGCUACUCCUGCCGAUGCUGCUCUUAUGAUGCAAUUGGGUUGUGAUGGUGUCUUUGUCGGUUCUGGUAUCUUCAAAUCUGGUGAUCCUGCCAAGCGUGCCAAGGCUAUUGUCCAAGCUGUCACUCACUACAACGAUCCUAAGGUUUUGGCUGAGGUUUCUGAAGAUCUCGGUGAAGCCAUGGUUGGUAUCAACUUGGAUGAAUUGCACGAGAAUGAAAAGUUUGCCAAGCGUGGUUGGUAGAAGGGGUCCAAUAUUUACAAUACUAUAGACUGUAAACUCUCUGUUUUUGUUUUCUUUUAUUAUGUACUUUAUAUAUCCAUUAUUCAUUCUUGCGUCUCCUGUUUGCAAAUUUCAAGAAAAACUAUUUUCUAAACGAUCUGUAUAAAAUUAUAUUAUUGCAACCAUUGCGAAUAUGCAUCAUACAUAGUUUACGCAGCCGAUUCAAAUAAAGGUACCAUACCUUAUUACUUCGGCUUUUUAUUUCUUUUGCAAUUUAAAAUCGUUGCAGCGGUUUUCUGAAAUUACGAUUUAUCAUACCUUAUGUAAGCGCUCAGAAAGUGUAAAUAAACGUUAUCGCCAUUAAGCCAUGCAAAUAACUGUUGUUCAAUAUAAUCCAUCUUUGACGCGAAAUGGCAAUGUUUAUGAUGUCAAGCUCUGUUUUAC
Messenger RNA from Mycotypha africana, 1422 nucleotides. RefSeq names its product pyridoxine biosynthesis protein pyroA. Gene Ontology annotation, biological process: pyridoxal 5'-phosphate biosynthetic process; amino acid metabolic process; pyridoxine biosynthetic process. The coding region runs from base 61 to 999 and encodes 312 amino acids. The record is from RefSeq and is a predicted model, not a curated record. Lineage: Eukaryota; Fungi; Mucoromycota; Mucoromycetes; Mucorales; Mycotyphaceae. Gene Ontology annotation, molecular function: amine-lyase activity. The transcript has 4 exons.